UGAUUGAUCACACCAGGAUACAGUUAGUUUGUUGAAAAAGAAUAUACAACAUCCACCAUGGACACAGGGACUAACAAAGCAGGGUGCUUGUGUUUAAUUCUGAUUUUCUCACCUCUCCUAACAUCUGCAAUUUUCUUGCAGAGUAAAGUGGCAAACGCGUUGUUGAAAAGUAGACAAAGGAGAGCCAAUACUUGGUUUGAGGAAUUUAAGCCUGGAUCUCUGGAACGCGAGUGUAAUGAAGAGAAGUGCUCCUAUGAAGAAGCCAGGGAAAUCUUUAAGGAUGAUAGACGAACUAAAGACUUUUGGAAGACAUACACAGAUGAAAACCAGUGCCUCUCAAACCCUUGUAAAAAUGGGGGGAGCUGCUUUGAUCAAUAUCAGGCAUAUUUCUGUGCAUGUCCUCUGGGCUAUGAAGGCAGAAAUUGUGAAAAAGAUUUAAAUUCUACAUUAAAAUGCAUUUAUGACAAUGGCCAGUGUGAACAAUAUUGUCAUGACAACCCAUCUUCAAUUCGUCAAUGUUUCUGUGCCGAGGGCUAUGCACUGGGAAGUGAUGGUGUAUCUUGUGUUCCUGAAGUUAAAUAUCCUUGUGGACAAAUACCAGUUCUAAAACACAAGCUGAGUCCAAAAUCUGGUAGAAUUGUCGGUGGUGAGGAAUGUCCAAAAGGUGAAUGUCCUUGGCAGGCAAUGCUGAUCCAAGGAAACACCUUCAUUUGUGGAGGGGUGUUAAUUGCACCAAACUGGGUUGUCACUGCUGCUCAUUGUUUAAUCUCACUUUCUGCCCAACAGCUAACUGUGGUGCUUGGUGAACACAGGAUUGGUGAAUCAGAAGGAUCUGAGCAACGACGCAAUGUGUCUAAAAUCAUAAGUCAUGAAAACUAUUUAGGAAUAAGAUCAAAUAAUGAAAACGACAUCUCCAUCCUCCAACUGGAUUUUGCAGUUAAUUAUACUGACUAUGUGGUUCCAAUAUGUUUACCAGAAAAGCAAUUUGCCAUUCGAGAACUUAUUUCUAUAAGGUACUCGACAGUAAGUGGAUGGGGUCGUCUAUUACACCUUGGGGCAACACCUGAAAUUUUGCGAAGAGUGCAGCUACCUCGAGUGAAGACACAGGAUUGUGUGGCAGAGACUAACAUGAAUAUUUCUCAAAACAUGUUUUGUGCAGGGUUCACUGAUGGCACCAAGGACUCCUGUAAGGGUGACAGUGGAGGACCACAUGCUACACAGUAUAAACAUACUUUUUACCUUACUGGCAUUGUUAGCUGGGGAAAAGGAUGUGCAUCCAAAGGUACUUACGGUGUUUACACUAGGGUAUCUAAAUAUAUUGAUUGGGUAGAGAGGAACAUACAGGAUAAUCCUGUUUAAACUACGCAAACGCUGACUAAUGUAGGGAUUCUAGAAUAGCUAUAAAACAUUUUACAUCCCUAUUUUAAGACAUUUACAGACAUUUUAACUCUUUGUAAGCCUUUUACGAGAGAAUUUUUUUUUAGAAAAAAUAAAACAAAUUUACAUCCA
This is a messenger RNA of Bombina bombina (fire-bellied toad), 1509 nucleotides long. It is a transcript of the gene F7, whose product is annotated as coagulation factor VII. Gene Ontology annotation, cellular component: extracellular region. NCBI's taxonomy places the organism in Eukaryota, Metazoa, Chordata, Amphibia, Anura, Bombinatoridae. Gene Ontology annotation, molecular function: serine-type endopeptidase activity; calcium ion binding. The transcript has 8 exons. Bases 58 to 1359 code for a protein of 433 amino acids. Gene Ontology annotation, biological process: proteolysis; blood coagulation. The record is from RefSeq and is a predicted model, not a curated record.